This is a messenger RNA of Prunus persica (peach), 354 nucleotides long. Its product is annotated as short-chain dehydrogenase TIC 32, chloroplastic-like. The record is from RefSeq and is a predicted model, not a curated record. The transcript is spliced from 3 exons. Bases 1 to 354 code for a protein of 117 amino acids. Lineage: Eukaryota; Viridiplantae; Streptophyta; Magnoliopsida; Rosales; Rosaceae.
AUGAUUGUGGAAGAUGAGUAUGAUUACGAUGCUGAUGAAGUGUAUGAACCGGAUCCCAUGAACACGGCCUUAACACGAAUUUAUGAAAAACCCAUGGGGCCAAAUGGAGAACCAGUGCAGCAUGAUCCCUUGGUUAGAGACGGUAUUCUUAAGGUGCUGAGCAUAUUUAUCUCUAGAACUGUUCAGCAGGGUGCGGCAACCACAUGCUUUGUGGCACUCCAUCCACAGCUUAAGGAAGUAGGCGGUGAAUACUUUGUGGACUGUAACAUCGCCAAACCGAGCUCUCAGGCAAAAGAUGCAGAUUUGGCAACCAGACUCUGGGACUUUAGCUUGAGUUUGACAAAUGCCAAGUAG